Messenger RNA from Trametes versicolor FP-101664 SS1, 540 nucleotides. RefSeq lists its product as uncharacterized. Lineage: Eukaryota; Fungi; Basidiomycota; Agaricomycetes; Polyporales; Polyporaceae. The record is from RefSeq and is a predicted model, not a curated record. The transcript is spliced from 4 exons. Bases 1 to 540 code for a protein of 179 amino acids.
AUGUGGCUGGCCGAAGCCCUACUGAUCCUGAAUCUUAUUGGACCUGCUAUGUUCACCACCAUGAGAAUUUAUGCGCUCUCAAGGAAGAACAGGGUCCUGGGCGGGGUGGCCCUGGUGCUAAGCAUGACGCCGUUUAUCAUCAAUGCGAUCACGGCAUACCAGAAACCUCCCGUCUAUCUUCCUGCGCCGCUGAACUGCGCUCAGACCGACACAGCCAGCCGGAACCUCAGCAUUGGUAUUUCCUCCAUCUUGAAUAGCCGCUUCCUGCUCGCCCUCCACGAGACGAACGCGCGGCUCGAAGGGGCAGGGGAUGCAUCCAUAUCCUCGCUCUCCCUCAACACCGGUAGUGGCGACAACUGGCGGGGAGACUCGCCUGACCUCCCGGAAUUCCUCGGCGUUAUCGGCGGCUCAAUCCACUCGUUCCACGACGAGAACGAAGACCUGCGAUCCCUGGAAUUCGCGCCGCCGCAGGAGGAGGAUCAGUCCGAGUCGGAAGGAGCGAUUCAGGAGAUUAGAAGAGAAGGAGUAGAUGUGGCCUGA